Babjeviella inositovora NRRL Y-12698 is the source of this 1203-nucleotide messenger RNA. RefSeq lists its product as uncharacterized. The record is from RefSeq and is a predicted model, not a curated record. The transcript has a single exon. The coding region runs from base 1 to 1203 and encodes 400 amino acids. Gene Ontology annotation, biological process: microtubule-based movement. Lineage: Eukaryota; Fungi; Ascomycota; Pichiomycetes; Serinales.
AUGUCGCAUCCGUUUACACAGCUGACCGAGAAACGCACGGUGGUUCUUCUGGUUGGAUCGCGCUUCAUACGGGCCGGGUUUGCGGGCGAGGCAGUACCGGAGAUCCAAAGCUCCACUUCCGAUUCGACCUGGAUUCCUACCCAGAACACAAUAUACGUAUCUGGCAGCGGUAACCACGCGCUAGACCACCGGAGGAAUAUCAAAAGUACCCAUCUAACCCCUUUACACCUCCAUAGUACCGAUUUACACCGCCGACGGUGGCUCUGGAGUUAUGACAUGCUCGCAGUGGCCAAUUCCCAACACCAAAACUACUUUGACGCCAUAUCCAGGCACUUGGAACGCUUGCUCUAUGACAUCUACACUGAUGAGUUGCUUGUAGAUCCCAAGAGCUGCCAGGUGAUUGUGGUUGACCCCGUUUUGUUUCCCACACCCUUGAAGAGCAUCCUCACGGAGGCGUUGCUUCAUCGACUACACGCUCACUCGGUGGUCUAUCUCCCGGAACCGGUGCUCUCGUGUAUAGCAGCUGGUACGAGAAAUGCGUUGGUGGUGGAUCUCGGCUGGCACAAUUUCACGGUUACGCCGGUGUACGACCUUAGAAUCAUCCACAACGGGUUGAAAAGCACAAAUCGGGCCGGGAUGAGACUUCACUACGAAAUGGUAGACGCACUGGGAGAGUCAGAUUUUGGUGCAAUAGAGAGUCUCAUUACAGAGGUGUGCUACUGCGACGAGCUAGGAAGUGAACGGCCUUCAGCGCCUGAAGACUCUGAAACGUUCUCUACUCGGCUCGGAGUGUCCAUUCCCAACCAUUUGCGACACCUGGUACUUGAAAAGUUCAUGUUCCCCGAAACUGAAACCCCAGAUGACGAGGAACAUAGCUUACUAGACAUCAUUUCCGAGGCUUUGGAUACCUUGCCAAUCGAUGUCAGGGCCACCCUUUCCUCUAGUAUUGUCUUUACCGGUGGAUUGGCAAACAUCCCGGGGUUGAGAACGAGAAUUUUACGGGAAAUGAGGGGUAGGAAACCAGGUGAAGUUGCGGCUAUUUCGGGGUUAGGUCCGUGGGCAGGGGCUAGCAUGUACUCUAACUACGUGGCGAGACCGCACAAAACCAUGGAGGUCCGCAGAGACAAGUAUCUCGAAGCGGUGGGUAGCUACCCUAUGCCUGAUUGGCUCGAAAAUAUCUACCGUAAUCCGAUAUUGGAAUGA